AUGGAACCAAAUAAAAAACCCAUCAUACAUUCCUCUUCCUACACAGAAAUAUUCGAAGAACUAAACCAUUCAAACAUCAAAAGUUUUGAUUUUGAAAGUUCAGAUGAAGAGUUGGAUGAGAAGAUCAAAGAAGAAGAAAAUGACAAAAAGAUUUCAACUUUAGAUGAAAAAUGGGAAUGGAAUAGUAAUGGGUCAAAAGGGUUGAAUGAGUUUCCUCCUCCUAUCUCAUGUAUAGGGAAAAGUGGAAAACCUUCGGUUAGUUUUAAGUGUUACAGGAACAAUGAAAGAAUUGUUCUUAAAGAAAUUCCAACACAAGAUUUUUUGCAUGCUAGUAGAGAUAAUGGAAGGCUCACGCUACACUUUGUUCAGCACGAUGCACAAGAAGAAGAAGAAGAAGAUUGUGAUGGUGGUGUAGAAAGUAAUAAUGUAGAGGAAGAAGAAAAGAGUGAAUGA
Molecule: messenger RNA, 453 nt
Organism: Cicer arietinum (chickpea)
Lineage: Eukaryota; Viridiplantae; Streptophyta; Magnoliopsida; Fabales; Fabaceae
Source: RefSeq, a predicted model, not a curated record